AUGUCAUAUCUUAAUACAGUUAAUUCAAUAUUUAAUUUAAUUUCUAUUUUUCUGGAUAUGAUUGCUUUCAUUAUUUGUUUAUCUUUUUUAUCAAUUAUUGCUUAUCAUUUUAUUCAAAGAAAUCAUCAUCAUCAUAAUCAAAUAAUAAAUAAUGUACCUUUAAUUCUUUCUAUUAAUACUCUUUGUAUUAUUAUUACGAAAAGUAUUUUUCAAACUAUUCAUAUUACUAUUCCAACUAUAAUGAAAGAUUUUCACAACAUCACUCAAACUGAAGAAACAUUUAUCUGUCGACUAAAAGCAUAUAUUCUUUGGUCAAUAGUUGGACAAUUAUAUUGGAGUUAUGUUCUUCUUGCAUUCUUUCGUUUUGUUCGAAUUAUUUAUCCAAAACAAUUAUGGUUAUGUCGAUCAUUCUUCUAUCUAUAUAUACUUAUUCCUUGUCAAUUUAUAUUUGUUUUCAUUGGUAUUCUACCAUCAUUUUUAUUUUUUGAUUGUAUACAUUUAAUACCAAACGAAGCUUUUUGUGAUAUUUUAAUCAAACCUGCUUAUUUCUGUGCAUAUUCAAAUACGAUUGCAUUUGGAAUUCCAUAUACGAUUCUUUGCAUUUUCUAUAUAAAAAUUGGACAAAAAAUGCGACAACCAUCAAUGAUACGAUUACAUCAAGAACGUAAUCGACGAGAUUAUAUUGUUAUUAAACGAAUGUUAUUAAAUUCAAUUUUACUUUGUCUCAUAGCCGUACCAUAUGUUGUUCUUUAUAUUAUAAGUAUAUUUUAUGAAUAUUUAAAUUCCACUACAUUACGUUUUCAAUGGUUAUCAUCAUCAUUUGGUUCGUUUUUAUUUUCGCUUUUUCUUCCACUAAUAACUACACAACUUGGAAAUUUAUUAAAAUCGAAUAAAAUAAUACCAAGAAAUGAUCAAACAGAACGUAGAGAUUAA
Messenger RNA from Adineta steineri, 933 nucleotides. The record is from the annotation of a GenBank genome assembly. NCBI's taxonomy places the organism in Eukaryota, Metazoa, Rotifera, Eurotatoria, Adinetida, Adinetidae.